CAUCCCCAGUUUCAACCGCCUUGAUACCCCACGCUUUGAAACUUUAAAAAAAAGGUCCCGAGCUCCCAACCACCUAGAACGCCGAAUUCUCUUAAAUGACAGUCCAGGACACAUCCGGAGAUUCCAGCGUACAACGCCCAGCAGCCAGUGGUACCCCGGAGAAUGACAAGAUCCAUCCUGCCAUUUCCACCGAGAGCCAAGAUGGCGAGAGUCGCAAGAAUGCCCUCGCCGGGAUCAAACGGGAGGAAAUCAUCUUCGUGCUGCCCGGGAAGGGUGAUAAACAGGGAAGUUACCUGAUCUUCUCCCUCUCCGAGGACCCGACUGCAAACGGAGACAAGCCCUUUGUCCUCAACAUCGUGCAAUGCAAGCAGCACGAACUCGCCGACGACCUGUCAGGCUUUGUCUUGUCCCAAGACAGCUCUCCGCCAACACACUUGAGCAGCCCGCGUGAGCUCCACGUCGUGGUCUCGACCGGCUCAGGUCUUCGGCGCGCUGAGACCUUCUACCAGGAGGUUUUGUGCCCGUUGUUGGAUGCUGUCGGGCUGCAGCCGAGCGAGUCCGAGGACGCGAGAGGGUAUCGGGUGACGGUGACGAAGAACUCCAGCACCAUUCGGGAGUUUGCGAGAGAGCUAGGGGCAGAUGCGGGCGCCGGAGGGAAGACGGUCGUCCUCCUCAGCGGCGACGGAGGCGUAGUCGAUCUCCUGAACGGCCUGGACCACGCGUCCCAUCCCCCCCGGACGCCAACCAUCGCACUGCUUCCCCUGGGAACAGGCAACGCCCUCUUCCACUCCCUCCACAAGCCACACUAUUCCACCGGCGCGGAGAACCCCGGCGGCCCGUCCCCGCUUGUCGUCGGCCUGCGCACCCUUUUCAAGACCACCACCACCGCAGCACCGCUCCCUACCUUCAAAGCGUCCUUCUCCCCGGGGGCAACGCUGAUCUCCGGCCCUGACUUUGAGGAGGCCGCCACCGCCGCCGAGAACCCUCCCGCUGCUUCGAACACCGGGAACGAUGGCGACGGAGAGCAGCAGCAGCACCACCACCACCACCACCACCACCGCCACCACCACCCCGCCGUCACCCACCUGGUCGGCGCCAUCGUCGCCUCCUACGGCUUCCACGCCAGCCUCGUCUGGGAGAGCGACACACCCGCCUACCGCGUGCACGGCGACAAGCGGUUCGGCAUGGCGGCGGGCGAGCUGCUCAAGGUGGGGCACGCCUACGACGCCCGGGUGGAAGUUCGUCGGCGGCGGCGGCGGCAGCAGCAGCAGCAGCAGCAACGCGAUGCUGUGCACGGCGGCGGCGGCGACGGCGGCGAGGAUGAUGGGUUCUCGGUUCUCGUCGUCCCUCGCGGCGAAGACGGCGGUGAUGGUGGUGGUCGUCGUGGUGGUGGUCGUGGUCGUGGCAAGUUCAACUACGUCCUCGCCACGCUCGUGUCGAACCUCGAAAAGACGUUCACCAUCUCGCCGGCCGGGCGGCCGCUCGACGGGCGGCUGCGGCUGGUGUACUUUGGGGACGUGGGCGGGGACAAGACGAUGCAGAUCAUGAUGGCGGCGUACCGCGACGGGGCGCACGUGGCCAUGCCCGAGGUCGGGUACGAGGAGGUGGAGGAGGUCCGGGUGACGGUCGACGAGGACGACCCGAGGUGGCGCAAGGUUUGUAUCGACGGGAGCAUCGUGGAGCUGGAAAAAGGUGGGUGGAUGAGGGUCGAGAGGGAAGAAGGGACAAGGUUGAAAGUAUUGGUUGAUGCCGGAACCGACUGAGUGACUGUACGUACUUUGUUUGUAUGUACUACUAGUACUAUAUACAUACCACAGACGUACACAUCCAGG
This is a messenger RNA of Thermothelomyces thermophilus ATCC 42464, 1832 nucleotides long. RefSeq lists its product as uncharacterized. The record is from RefSeq and is a predicted model, not a curated record. The transcript has a single exon. Gene Ontology annotation, biological process: sphingosine biosynthetic process. The coding region runs from base 96 to 1763 and encodes 555 amino acids. Lineage: Eukaryota; Fungi; Ascomycota; Sordariomycetes; Sordariales; Chaetomiaceae. Gene Ontology annotation, cellular component: intracellular membrane-bounded organelle; cytoplasm; membrane.